Messenger RNA from Anolis sagrei ordinatus, 4083 nucleotides. NCBI's taxonomy places the organism in Eukaryota, Metazoa, Chordata, Lepidosauria, Squamata, Anolidae. The record is from RefSeq and is a predicted model, not a curated record.
UUGCCUUUUUAUAGGGGUUUUUUUUCGUGUCAGGAGCGGCCUGAUAAACUGCAAGUCGCUUCUGGUGUGAGAGAAUUGGCCGUCUGCAAGGACGUUGCCCAGGGGACGACGCCCGGAUGAAUCCUAGAAUCCUAGAGUGGGAAGAGACCUCCUGGGCCAUCAUCCAGUCCAACCCCAUUCUGCCAAGAAGCAGGGAUAUUGCAUUCAAAGCACCCCUGGCAGAUGGCCAUCCAGCCUCUGUUUAAAAGCUUCCAAAGAAGGAAAGAGCCUCCACCACACUCCCUCCGGGGCAGAGAGUUCCACUGCUGAACGGCUCUCCUUACAGUCAGGCAGGUAAUCUCUGAACGCGCCUUGUGAAGAACACGCUGUGAGACCUUUGCCCACGGGAUACCUAAGACUGAACUGAAGGCACACCGCACUGGCAAGAACAAGAAAUAAGAAAGAGAGAUUUCAGUCAAGGAGGAAAGGGAGGAUUGUGCUGUGGAAAGAAGGGCUUGGGAAGAAGACCAGAAGACUACGGCAAUACAAAGACCGAGAAGAGGAAAUGUUGUGCUGUUCAGAAGAACAUAUCUGUGAAUCUCUGGAAUAAUAAUUGAACAAUAAAUUAAAAAUAAUGGAAAAUCAUCUGCAGCCCUGUUCCACAUCACACACAGGGGAGAAGUUACAUAAGUGUAUGGACUGUGGGGAAUGUUUCACGGGGAAAAGUUCUCUUACUAAACAUCAACAAACUCACACAGUAGAGAAGCCACAUAAAUGCAGUGAAUGUGGUAAGAGCUUCAGUCGCAGUGGCGCUCUGCAACGCCAUCAAAGAACCCACACAGGGGAGAAACCACAUCAAUGCAUGGAAUGUGGAAAGAGCUUCAGUCAGAGUGGCAGUCUGCGUUCCCAUCAAAGGACCCACACAAAGGAGAAGCCAUAUGAGUGCAUGGAAUGUGGAAGGAGCUUCAGUCGGAAGGGACAUCUUACUUCCCAUCAAAGGACCCACACAGGGCAGAAGCCAUUUCAAUGCAUGGAAUGUGGAAAGAGCUUCAGUCACAGUACAACUCUGUCUCAGCAUAUAAAGACCCACACAGGGGAGAAGCCAUAUGCGUGCAUGGAAUGUGGAAAGAGCUUCCAUUCGAAAGCAGCUCUGCAUUGCCAUCAAAGUACCCACACAGGGGAGAAGCCAUAUAAAUGCAUGGAAUGUGGAAAGAGCUACGGUCACAGUGCACAUCUUCGUUCCCAUCAAAGGACCCACACAGGGGAGAAGCCAUAUGAGUGCAUGGAAUGUGGAAAGAGAUUCAGUCAGAAUGGACAUCUUGCUGCCCAUCAAAGGACCCACACAGGGGAGAAGCCAUUUCAUUGCAUGGAAUGUGGAAAGAGCUUCCGUCACAGUACAAAUCUCUCUCGGCAUAUAAGCACCCACACAGGGGAGAAGCCAUAUGCAUGCAUGGAAUGUGGAAAGAGCUUCAGUCGGAGGGGACAUCUUACUUCCCAUCAAAGGACCCACACAGGGGAGAAGCCAUUUCAAUGCAUGGAAUGUGAAAAGAGCUUUCGUGACAGUGCAGAGCUGCGUUACCAUCAAAGAACCCACACAGGGGAUAAACCAUACCAAUGCCCGGAAUGUGGAAAGCGCUUUAGUCGUAGUGGACAUCUUAGUUCCCAUCAAAGAAGCCACACAAGGGAUAAACCAUAUCAGUGCCUGGAAUGUGGAAAGAGCUUCAGUGACAGUAAAAUUCUGUGGAGCCAUAAAAAGAUCCACACAGGGGAGAAGCCACAUAAAUGCCUUGAAUGUGGAAAGAGCUUCAUUAGGAGUGGAGAGCUCCGUUCCCACCAAAGGACCCACACAGGGGAGAAGCCAUAUCAAUGCAUGCAAUGUGGAAAGAGCUUCAGUCAGAGUACACAUCUUCGUUCCCAUCAAAGGACCCACACAAAGGAGAAGCCAUAUGAGUGCAUGGAAUGUGGAAAGAGAUUCAGUCGGAAUGGACAUCUUACUUCCCAUCAAAGGACCCACACAGGGGAGAAGCCAUUUCAAUGCAUGGCAUGCGGAAAGAGCUUCAGACAUAGUAAAACUCUGACCCUCCAUAACAGGACCCACACAGGGGAGAAGCCAUAUACGUGCAUGGCAUGUGGAAAGAGCUUCAGUUGUGGUACAACUCUGAACCUCCAUAAAAGGACCCACACAGGGGAGAAGUCUUAUCCAUGCAUGGAAUGUGGAAGGAGCUUCAGUUGUAGUGGAGAACUGCGUUCCCAUGAAAGGACCCACACGGGGGAGAAGCCACAUAAAUGCUUUGAAUGUGGAAAGAGCUUCAUUAGGAGUGGAGAGCUUCGUUCUCACCAAAGGACCCACACAGGGGAGAAGCCAUAUCAAUGCAUGGAAUGUGGAAAGAGCUUCAGUCAGAGUGGCAGUCUGCAUUCCCACCACAGGACCCACACACGGCUAUAGGGAGAGACCUGCCUUGGGGUUUCCUCGUUCUGGGGUUCCCCAGCCAGGGGUCCCAUCCCUCCACUGACAGGUAAAGAAUGGAGAAUGGAAGCAAAGAGGGAGGCCGCCACCUUGUUCUCUAUCUGUCGUGGGCAGCAGUCUGCGUGGCCUGGCUUGAUUGCUGCUGGGAGGACUCUUCUGUCUUGCACCCAUUUUGGAGGGGUCAACCUGACCUCUUCCUCCUCCAGGAAAGCAUCACAGAGCAGCUGAGAUCUUAUGGCAAAAGGUCUCUGAAAAGACUAGCUCUUUGGGAGCGGAUAACGGCAUACCUGUGUCCUGUUGCCCUAGAUCUGGGCUCUGAUGCCUCUCAGUUUCCAUUCUGGACUCUGGCCUUGUUCCUGUAACCCUGGACUGGCGACCCUGAAUCGUUGGUUUUCAGUCUUGGACUGACUUCCUGGCUUGGUUUAUGGACUUGGGCUUCAGUUUGCAUCCCUCACUAUCUGGCCUGAUGUUGGAACUCUGACUUUGGUUUGUACUCUUGCAUUCUUGGUUGUUACUUUGUGAACUCUGGUGAAUGAACUCCUGGCCCCUGACUGUUGGACUAUUGUCACCUUGGCUGUGGCUUAGUCUUGCUUCUGACCGGGCUCCACAAUACGCGGCUUGUCAGCAUUAAUUGGGCUCUUCAUCUUGGUUUGUGUGCUGCCAUUGCCUUAUUUUAGCCAGACCUUGAACAAUUUCAAGAUGUCCGUUUUUGUAUAGAAUUCUAGAAUAAUAGAGUUGGAAGGUUUCCGUGCUUUCUGGCAGAAGGGGGUUGGACUGGAUGAUGGCCCACGAGGUCUCUUCCAACUCAAUCAUUCUAUGGAAAAGACUACAGGCACCAUCCAGCCCAACCCCAUUCUGCCAUGCUGAAAAAGCACAAAGCCACCCCGACAGAUGGCCACCCAGCCUCUGCUUCAAAGCCUCCAAAGAAGGAGACCCCCCCCCCCACACUCCCUCCGGGCAGAGGAAGAGAGAGAGAGUUCCACUCCUAAUCAGCUCUCUCUCCCCGCCAGGAAGCUCUUCCUCAUGUCGAGGUGGAAUCUCCUUCCUUUCCUUCAGUUUGAAGCCGUGGCUCCCUUGCCUCCCAGUCUCCAUGGAAGCAGAACGCAAGCUUGCUCCCUCCUCCUCCUCCCUGUGACUCCCCCUCACGUAUUGAUCCAUGGCCCUCAUCAUGUCUCCUCUCAGCCUUCUCGUCUUUAGGCUAAACACGCCCAGCUCCCUAAGCCGCUCCUCAUAGGGCUUGUUCUCCAGACCCUGGAUCAUUUUAUCCUAUCACAAGGGAAGAUAUUUUCUUAGGUAGCAGAGCAAACGGGCAUUUCUUUGCUGAUAAAGACUAUUUUUCAGAAUUGCAUGAACCUGAGUCAUGUGGCAAUGGAAUAGGAAAUGGUUCUCUGAACUGUUCAGGAUCUGGAACUGUUGGUUUUGCACGUAUGCACCCAAGUGCAAGUGUCGUCCUGAGCUAGGCUAAUCCCUGUGAGGCAAUGAGAUGCAACUCAAUUCCUGUAUCAAAGCUGAGAGUCAAGGGGUGCCAGAUCAUUACUGAUCAAGAAAGUUGCAGAGUUAUGAAAAAUGGGAGAAGGAGAAGGGAUCUCAUGGGCGAGGGAGAGUGGCGGCGGGGUGGCCCAUAUGUCGCAGCAUCC